Messenger RNA from Xenopus laevis (African clawed frog), 2457 nucleotides. RefSeq names its product YY1 transcription factor S homeolog (gene yy1.S). The record is from RefSeq and is marked provisional. Gene Ontology annotation, cellular component: chromatin; PcG protein complex; nucleus. NCBI's taxonomy places the organism in Eukaryota, Metazoa, Chordata, Amphibia, Anura, Pipidae. Gene Ontology annotation, molecular function: DNA-binding transcription factor activity, RNA polymerase II-specific; RNA polymerase II cis-regulatory region sequence-specific DNA binding; cis-regulatory region sequence-specific DNA binding. Gene Ontology annotation, biological process: regulation of transcription by RNA polymerase II.
GGCCGUUGAAAUGCCAAGUCUCGCGAGAUGAUGCCGGAGCGGACGGCGGCGACGAGAUUUGGUGGGACGAGUUGGUAUUUGUGUUGAAGGAGGAAGGAAAAGAGAGUGUUAUAAAAAAAAAUAUAUAUAUCCGGGGCUGGGGGGAAUUAAUGUUUAGGUGCGGGUGGGGGGAGCAGCCGAGAAACUGAGGGGAAACUGAGCAGGGGAUGAACAUGGCAUCGGGCGACACGCUCUACAUUGCCUCUGAUGGCUCCGAGAUGCCCGCGGAGAUCGUGGAGUUGCACGAGAUUGAGGUGGAAUGUAUCCCUGUGGAAACUAUUGAGACCACCGUGGUCGGGGACGACGAGGACGAUGACGACGAAUCAGGGCACCACCAGCAGCCUAUGAUCGCUCUGCAGCCCUUGGACUCCGACGACGGGGUCCAUUCCCACCACCAAGAGGUGAUCCUGGUUCAGACCCGGGAAGAGGUGGUCGGGGGGGAUGACUCGGAUCUCAGGGCCGACGAUGGCUACGAGGACCAGAUCCUUAUCCCGGUACCUGCACCGGCUGGAGAGGACGAGUACAUCGAGCAGACUCUGGUGACAGUGGCCGGCAAGAGCUCUGGGGGGCGCAUGAAGAAAGGGGGAGGCGGGAGCGGCAAGAAGAGCAGCAAGAAAAGCUACUUGAGUGGGGCCGAGGCGAGCGGGAGGAAAUGGGAGCAGAAACAAGUGCAGAUCAAGACCCUGGAGGGGGAGUUCUCGGUCACUAUGUGGGCUUCAGAUGAUAAGAAAGACAUUGACCAUGAGACAGUAGUUGAAGAACAGAUUAUUGGAGAGAAUUCGCCACCUGAUUAUUCUGAAUACAUGACUGGAAAGAAGUUGCCACCAGGAGGAAUACCAGGCAUUGAUUUAUCAGAUCCGAAGCAGCUGGCAGAGUUUGCAAGAAUGAAGCCUAGAAAAAUCAAAGAAGAUGACGCUCCAAGAACUAUUGCCUGUCCUCACAAGGGGUGUACAAAGAUGUUCAGGGAUAACUCUGCAAUGAGAAAACAUUUACACACACAUGGUCCACGAGUACACGUCUGUGCAGAAUGCGGCAAAGCCUUUGUUGAAAGUUCCAAACUUAAGAGACAUCAGUUGGUCCACACUGGCGAGAAGCCCUUUCAGUGCACGUUCGAAGGCUGCGGCAAGCGAUUCUCAUUGGACUUCAAUUUGCGUACUCAUGUGCGGAUUCACACCGGUGAUAGGCCCUAUGUGUGCCCUUUCGAUGGCUGUAAUAAAAAAUUUGCUCAGUCGACCAAUCUGAAAUCCCACAUUUUAACACACGCUAAAGCCAAAAAUAACCAGUGAAACUCUACAGAUGGAAAGACAUUUGACCCUCUGCAGCAUCCGUAACUGGUGUAUGCUAAACAAUACGCCUCCUUUGUAUAUGGUUUCCGGGAAUACAUGAAUUUUAAACGAAUCCUGCUCAGCCGAGAGACAGUUUUGAUAAUGUACUGUAGAAAACUUAUUAAAAGGAAGCCUCUUUCUGAUUCAAUGCUUACGAUGAUCUGUUGCCCUGAUAUCCUGUUUUCAUGAGUGUUUUUGUAAAGUGCCCCCCCUGCCUCUUCACUCCCCCCUUUCCAAGCAGGAGAACAAUGUCGCCAAGAUGCAUUGAAUUUCUACCGACAUAUUCAAUUUGGACUUUCCACACUUAGAAAUGGACACUCACCAGUUGUUCAAAUUUUUUAUUUUUUUUUUUAUUUGUAAUUUCAAGUGUGCAUAUUGUACACUUUUUGGGUAUAUACUUCUGCUACGUGAUUUCUUCUGGAGGUUGAUAACUUUGCUUGCAGUAGAUUUUCUUUAAAAGAAUGGACAGUUACUGUACUACAUGCAUACUUCAAAAGUAUUUUCCUGUAAAAAAAGAGAAAAAAAAACCAAGAAAAAAAACUUUAUAGGUUCUGUUUGCUCUCUUUAUUUUGGUUGUAUUUUUAGAUGUUGACACAUUUUGUAUAAUUGUAUCGUAUAUAGCUGUAUUGGAAUCCUGUAGCACCAACUAUUAGAUGUGAUUUAAGAUAGUGUUCAUUAAAUCCAUUUUAGUCACUUAUGUUGGGGAAGGAGGACUUGCCAGACACUGAUGUAUAUUGUAUUUUUUAUUUGCCUGUUCGGUUACAGAACUUGGUGCUCGGUGUAGAAUGUAUUUGUACAGACACUGACCUUUUUAUUCUCUGCAUUACGUUUAAUGGGGCAAUAAAAGCAGGGUCUAAAGUAAGAGGAUCAAUAAUCUGAACUGAACGCAGAUGAACCACCUCUUUCCCUAAGCCAAUCAAUUGAUUUAUUUAAUAUCAUUAUGAUUGUAUCAAAGUACUGUUUCUGCCCACUUCCGAGGGGGUUUCAUUCUGCCUUGAUGGUAGCAGUGCUUAUGCAGUUAGGCCCUAUAUUUUUAAAUCAGUUGUCAAAAUCUAUUUUGUACUAAGCAAACAUAAUAUAUAAAGCAAAUAUU